CCAGCUGUCUCAGUCGUAGCCAUGCUGCCAUGAGAGUGUAGUGAUGUUAGUACGUGAACGGAUUUCGUUUACAUAUAAUACAGUUGUAUUUCAUGUGAUAGAGAGAUAAAUAAUAAUUUUGUAUAAUUUUUAUUUUAUUUGUACACACAUAACAUUUUUUAUUAAAAUGAGAUACGCUCAAUUAGUGAUGGGACCGGCCGGUUCCGGCAAGUCUACUUACUGUUCAAUUAUGCAACAACAUGGCAUUGACUCAAGAAAAACAAUAGAUGUUGUGAAUUUAGAUCCUGCAGCAGAAUAUUUUGAUUACAAACCCUUGGUAGAUAUAAGAGAGUUAAUUCAGUUGGAAGAUGUCAUGGAAACUGAAUAUAAUUUUGGGCCCAACGGUGGGCUUAUAUAUUGCAUGGAAUAUUUGAUUGAUAAUGUAAGCUGGCUGAUAGAGGAAUUAGGUGAUGUAGAUGAUGAUUAUAUAAUAUUUGAUUGUCCAGGACAAAUUGAAUUGUAUACUCAUAUGACUGUAAUACGACAGCUGAUAACCAUACUGCAAAAUCUUAAUUUUCAUAUAUGUGGAGUAUUUUUGAUGGAUGUCCAAUUCAUGAUUGAUGCACCAAAGUUUUUAUCUGGUACUUUGGCUGCUCUUAGUGUAAUGAUAAAUCUAGAAAUUCCACAUGUUAAUGUUCUUAGUAAAAUGGACUUGCUAUCAAAGAGCGCACAGAAAAGAUUGGACAGCUAUAUAGAACCUGAUCCAGAUAGUUUAUUGACAGAUGCGGAAGAUGAUCCAUGGAAUGAUAGGUACCGUAGUCUUACAGAAAGUAUCGGUAGAAUCAUAACAGAUUACAGUUUAGUGCGUUUCUUACCAUUAAAUAUUAAGGAUGAAGAAAAUAUUGCGGAUAUUAAAUUAAUUAUUGAUAACACUAUACAAUAUGGUGACAAUACAGAAGUAAAACCAAAAGACUUUGAUGAACCUGAUAACGAAAUGAAUGAAUCUUAAAAAGUUAUCUUGUAAGAAAAACUUUCAUAUAAUUCUGUGUGCAUAAUUCUUUAUAUAUAUAUCUAGAACAUAGAUCGUAUAUUUAGUAGAUUAUUAAAAAGAAGAAAAAUAUGUGCUACAAUUCUUUGUUUGUGUAUAUUUAUAAUUUACUUUGUAUUGAUUUAUAAAAUUGUACAAUGGAAGAUA
This is a messenger RNA of Cataglyphis hispanica, 1174 nucleotides long. Its product is annotated as GPN-loop GTPase 3. The record is from RefSeq and is a predicted model, not a curated record. The transcript is spliced from 3 exons. Gene Ontology annotation, molecular function: GTPase activity. NCBI's taxonomy places the organism in Eukaryota, Metazoa, Arthropoda, Insecta, Hymenoptera, Formicidae. Bases 167 to 988 code for a protein of 273 amino acids.